CCACUACCCUGGAUUUCCACGACCAUGGUCCAUAGCGGAAGUGCAGAAGCCGACGACCCGAGCACAAGAGACACUGAUGCCGAACUCCAGCGCAGGCUACGGAGUCGACAACGCAGACAAUGGCAAUGUCCGCAAUGUGAUCAGGCCUUCAAGAAACGAGAGCACAUGGUACGACACAUUCGAUCCCAUACAAAGGAGAAGCCAUUUGUCUGCGAUAUUUGCCCAAAAAGCUAUGGGCGCCGAGACUCGUUAAUUCGACACGCACGAACACAUCGUCGCGAGGCAGACAGCCUCGCUUUGACGGCAGGUCCACCGAUACCCUCGCCUCCAGGUACGUCCAAAAGGGACUCGCACCGUUACUCUCUGCAAGCAGCGGCUCUCUGAUAAAAGCCACAGACGCAAAUACCGCAGCUGGCCAACCAUCCCUCAGCCGGCGGUCCGGUAUCCAUGAUGAUGUUUUGUUUGAGAAUGAUCCUCCAGGCGGAUCAGCGCAUUUUGCCGACUUAGUUGGCUCGACGCCCAAUAAUAAUAACCAGCAUAAUCAAUGGACUACUUCCGAGACAGAUAUCCAUCCUGCAGCAUAUCUCUCCCCCUCCAUGGACUCCUCGACGCGAGCGGACGUCGGCUCUCUCGGUACCGAUCAAGCGUCCAAUGCCUUGGGAAGCUGGACAGAUCUGGACUUGUUCGAUUUUGGGGCCAAUGCCUGUGAUCCAUCUUGGCUGGUAGGGGAAAGUUUCGAUAUCAAUGCUCUGACGUCCUCCAUCUCGGCAACGGGUUCGCCAUGGGGAUAUGGCGAAGCUCCAGCAAACGUCGCGCAAACCCAGACAAAGGAAGCUUCGGAUGAGGCUCAUGGCACACACGGGUCGAUCACCGACAACAAUAUCCGAGCUCGAGUACGAAACAGAUGGCACACGCGACCAGUCGUCGAAUCGGCGUAUCCUUACGCACUCAAGAAUUCGGAGAACCUAAAUCAGGUAGACGAGGCAUAUCGAGCCGGUCUUUCAUUUCGACUUCGGCCUUGUCUUCAAGAUGAUGUUCUACCAUCUGCUGACUUUUUGAAUACAUGCAUCAAGCUGUACUUUGCUAAAUUCCAGCCCAUCUUCCCCAUCGUGCACGCGCCCUCGUUUCGACCCUCGUCAGAGAAUGCUCUUCUACUCUUAUCUAUCUGCUCAUUAGGCGCUCUGUUUGUGGGAUCUAGCGUCGCUGCUGCUCGUGGUCGGGCUAUCUUCAUGAAGCUGAACAAGGCAAUUUUGGCAUCGUGGGAAGUCUAUCUCUACCGAGGUGGGCGCGAGGCGUUGGCUGUAGCGCAAGCCGUUGUUCUAGGCCAGACAUUUGGAAUGCUCUCCGGCAAUCCAAACGAUCUGCUUCUGACUGAAAGCUUCCAUGGUACUAUCAUCGCAUGGGCCCGCCAAGCUGGGAUGUUUAAAGUCAAAGAUUCUCUACAGGAGGCCGGCCUUCAGGACCCAGACGAUCUGGAAGCUGCAUGGAGAUCAUGGUCCCAAACAGAGGAAACUGUCCGAGUGCUGGCGGCGUUGCACAUUCAUGACUCGGAGUUCGCAGCUAUUUUUCACCACGAACCAUUCUUACGCCAUGAAACGGGAAGAUUACCGCGUUGUUGCUCAGAUCAGCUGUUCGUUGCCUCUACAGCUGCUCAAUGGCAUCUGAUGAUUAAGUCUCUACACUCUUCUCCGUCUUCAAGCGAGCCACAAGAUCACGCUUCUGUAGGCACGACUGUAUCGUCGAACACCCACGCUUCCAUGAACGCUUACGUCCUGCUUGCCGGCCAUAGCGCGGCGAUACGUGAAGCGCGGUGUGCAACAUUUAAUGAGUCAAUGAUUGGAGACUUUAGACGCCGUUUAACAACCUGGUACGAAGCAUAUCUUCCAAGCAUCCGCCAUCCGAGUCGCGACCCCCACUGCCUCCUGGUGCUCUGGCACGAGGCAUUCAUGUCGCUAUACGUAUCCUUCGACCUGCUUGAGCGUGUGAUAGGUCGCGAGGGACCAUCGAUAAGGGAUGGAGACCUCGCACGUAUCCGCGGUUGGGUGGUUGAGCCGGAGGGACAGAGUUGUGUCAUUCACGCAAUGCUCAUCUACAAGCGCCUACAAGCCCUGCCUAUCAGUACGGAACCAGCUAUCCAUGUCCCAAGGGCGUUGUUCUAUGCAGGACUGGUUGCGUACUGUCAUGCUAAGUUCCGGCCAGCCGAAGCUUCCCACAGCGAUAUUGAUAUUCCUGAACUGCGAUCGAGCGACCUUGGGCUUAUGUCGGCUCGGAACUCGGCGGAGCCAUCCACAACCAACUUUCGCCAAUUCGAUUCGACCACAUUGUAUAAUAUCACUGACCUUCUCUAUCGCCAAGGGCAUUGGGAGCUGUCCCGCAGGUUUGCCUCGAUUCUAGAAGUGCCAAUAGAGGACCUCGCAGACUCCACAGUUAGCAAUCACUAAAUCAAUUAGGAGCUAAAUCGUAAUUACCUUGUUGCUAGCCAACAAAGUCUCCUGGGAAAAGUUAGUCCCACGCUUGUCUGGCUAACCGCUAGCCGGUAUAUUCUAAAAACUCUAAAACCCGCGGUGCUCAACUUGGUCUUCUGAGGCUGCAGCC
Molecule: messenger RNA, 2595 nt
Organism: Fusarium odoratissimum NRRL 54006
Lineage: Eukaryota; Fungi; Ascomycota; Sordariomycetes; Hypocreales; Nectriaceae
Exons: 4
Coding region: 597-2441 (614 amino acids)
Biological process (GO): regulation of transcription by RNA polymerase II; DNA-templated transcription
Cellular component (GO): chromatin
Molecular function (GO): RNA polymerase II cis-regulatory region sequence-specific DNA binding; DNA-binding transcription factor activity, RNA polymerase II-specific; zinc ion binding
Source: RefSeq, a predicted model, not a curated record